Messenger RNA from Syngnathus acus (greater pipefish), 2083 nucleotides. Its product is annotated as mitochondria-localized glutamic acid-rich protein. The transcript has 6 exons. Lineage: Eukaryota; Metazoa; Chordata; Actinopteri; Syngnathiformes; Syngnathidae. The record is from RefSeq and is a predicted model, not a curated record. Bases 116 to 1564 code for a protein of 482 amino acids.
GACGUCUUAUCCAUCAACACUGAACAAGCAGCGACUGUGAGAGAGAGAUAGGCUCAAAAGUAGUCCUUGAAAGCUUUCGGCGUUUCGCUGUCGGUCUCUGUUUAUAUCAAGCAAAAUGUUCUGUAGACGGGUUUGCCAGAGACUCGGCCCGGUAGCUCAGAGGUUCUUCUCACCGACAUUUACAAAAGCGCCAGUGCGCCACAUGGCCUUCGGGGUUCCUGGUGGCUCCACAAACAUGACGUACUUUGUUUUGUGUGGAGGAGGACUCACUGCUGCAGUUGUAUAUGCCUACAAGACGGUCAUUGGUGACAGUGAGCGCUAUGAGGACAGACUCGCCAACAUGGGCUCCACAACAAAGGGUCAGCUACCGCCUUACACACAGAAAAUUGAAGCUUCUGCUGAGUCAGCGAUUGCGGCACCUGAAUCCGCCCCAGUCGAGGAGCCAGAGGUGCCAGUUGAAGUGGUCACAGAGUCUGUCGCUGCAUCUUCAGAGCCUGUGGCAGAUAUCACUAGUGAGGUUAUUGUUGAGAGCGUAACACUUGAAGAUGUCGAUGUGGUGUCUGAGGUUAUUGCCACUGAGGAUGAAGUCGAGCCACCUGCUGAGGAAGAAGCUCCAUCUGUAGUGGCUGAAGCUGUUUCUACCCCUGUGGAGGCCACAGAGGAGACGGCAGCAGAGGAGACGACAGCAGAGGAGACGACAGCAGAGGCGCCUGCGAGUGCUGAGGCUCUGCCAGAUCUUCUUACAGCGGUAAAAAUACUGGCCAGCUCCACAGUUGAAAUUGCAGCAGCUUCUGUCGGGGAGUCCAGUUUGGUGAGAGCUGUCCGUCAUAUCGAAGACGAUGGAAGGGGUUUGGAUUCUGUGUUGGAAGUGUUACAACCUGAAGACCUUGAGGAAACCAAAGAUCUUAUGGCGAAAGAGCCUUCAAAUGAAACGGUUGUUCUCACUAAUGAAGACGAGCUGAGCGCUGUAGAGGUGGUGAGUUGUGAUGAAACGGCUGUUCCAGAAGGGAAUGUGUCUGCAGAAGAGUCAGCAGAAGCCUCCUCUCCAGCUACUGAAGAAGAGGAGGAGGUGCCGUCUGAGGAAACUACAACUUCUGGUCCCACAGAGGAAGAAAAUGCAGGAGGGAUACAUGAUGAUGAUCAGAAUCCAACUCCAGAUCCAGAGGAGAACAUCACACCUGAAGAGGCCUCACCCGAAGAAGACACCUCUGAGGAGGCAAGUAUCUCUGCUGAAGCUCCAGUGGACAAAGAGUUGCCUGUAGCUGAGACAUUUGUAGAGGACGCUGCUGAAGUUGAAGCUCCAGAGGAGGAGACAGUCACUGCCUCAGAAGAGGAAGGUACUAGUCAGCCUCCACAAGCUGACACCGAGUCAGACAUGGAAGUCCUUUCAGUUGCUGAACCACAGUCCGACCAGUCCUUGGCACAGGCGAUGAUGCCCACUGAGGAUCAGCCACCUGAAAUCCUUGAGGAUACUGGAGACAAGAUGAAUGAAAGCAAGGAAGCAGCAGCACCUGUAGAAACACAGAGUCCAGAUGGAGCAGUGGUGAUGAUGAACCAGUCAUGACCUGACCGUGUGCCUUCCACAUCACUCGUCAAACUGUCAGUCGAACCUUGGUAAUGGAGAAAAUACAAACAACAAAAUUUGGAUUGUUAUUAUUGAAUUGUGUCCUUUUGAGUUGUUUGAGCAUCCAAAUCUUAAGUAUGUUAAUGUUUGACCUGUUUAUUUUAUUUUAGCGUUGUCUUGUGUCCAAUAGAUGUCCCCAUUACAAUUAUUAGACAGGAGGAAAACAUUGAAGUUGGCCAGUGCCAGAUUGUCAUUAUCAUGAUCAUAGAAGGAUUGUUAUCAUUCAAUUGUGUCCUUUUGAGUUGUGUGAUUGUCCUAAUAUCUAGUAUAUUAAUGUUUAACCUGUUCAUUUUAUUUUUGUGUCUUUUGUCUACUAGUUGUCACCAUUACAAUAAUUAGACGGGAGAAAAAAAAUUCAGUUGGCUAAUGCCAGGUUGUUGUUAUCUUUAUCAUAGAAUACUUUCUGCUCCCAACUAAAUGCAUUGACAUUUUUUGUGUGUAUUAAACAAAGCAGAAUUA